AUGAGAGACACUGUCUCGGGAAGAACCGAUAAAAGCUCCGUGUACAAAGACGAAACCCUUAGCAUUAAAAAGGAAGCUGAUGGCUACCACUGCCCCUACUGCUUCAGAACGUUCCAGCAACGUUGCAAGCUCACCAGCCACAUAGUGGUCCACAGCAACAGUCGGCCCUUCACUUGUAAGACUUGCAAAAAGAAUUUCAAGCACAAAAGAGUACUGGACUAUCACGAGAAAACCGUGCACGGACAGUGCGAGCAGUACUCCUGCGACAUCUGCGGCAAAGUCUUCUCGAACAAACGUAACUGUGUCGUGCACCGUAACAGGCACUCCAAGAAAAGCACGGUGAAGUGCACGGUGUGCGACAAGGGGUUCAUCAGCAACUUCUAUCUGAAGAAGCACAUGAUCGUGCACACCGAGGAGAGACCCCUGCAAUGCUCUAUAUGCGGCAGAACGUUCAAGCACCAACGUGUCCUGGACUAUCACUUCAAGACCCUCCAUAGUAAACCGUUCGAGGAGUUGUGGGAGUGCAACUUGUGCUCCAAACGUUUUAACACGAAAAGAAACUACGAGGUGCACCGCAAAAGGCACACGCGAGUACCGGAAGCGUUUUGCGAGCACUGCGGCAAAGGGUUCUUGAGCAAGGCGAGCUUGUCCAAGCACCUGGAUGCCAUGCAUCUAGGCCUACGUCAUAUUUGCGACGUAUGCGGGGCCAGUAUCGGGGACAAGGGCAACCUGAAGAACCACAUGAAGCUCCACGACCCGAAUUAUAAAAAACCCCCGCCGGAGACUUGCACCUUAUGCAACAAGCAGUUUUCCGACUUGAAACGUCAUUAUAAGGCCGCGCACGAGAACAAUGGGAAAAACUUUAGCUGCGAGUACUGCGGCAAGUUUUUCCGCGGCAAAGACGGCCUGAAGUUUCACCUGAUGGUGCACCGGGGCGAGAAACCGUUUUCGUGUCAGUUCUGCGGCAAGGGGUUCAUCCUGAACACGUUUUUGCAACAGCACUUGCGCACCCAUCCGGAGAGUAACGUGGAACCGUUCAGGUGCUCGGUGUGCGACAGGAUCUUCGUGAAGAAGAGCCUGCUGGAGCACCACAUCAACACCCACACCGGAGCCCGGCCUUUCCAGUGCCAAUAUUGCGAAAAGAACUUCACUGGCAGGAAGUAUCUUAACAGUCACGUGAGAAGUAUGCAUCCAGAGAAGCGUACCACGACGUGA
This is a messenger RNA of Anthonomus grandis grandis, 1215 nucleotides long. RefSeq names its product gastrula zinc finger protein XlCGF57.1-like. The transcript has a single exon. Lineage: Eukaryota; Metazoa; Arthropoda; Insecta; Coleoptera; Curculionidae. Bases 1 to 1215 code for a protein of 404 amino acids. The record is from RefSeq and is a predicted model, not a curated record. Gene Ontology annotation, cellular component: nucleus.